This is a messenger RNA of Bipolaris maydis ATCC 48331, 1227 nucleotides long. RefSeq names its product WD40-repeat-containing domain protein. Gene Ontology annotation, cellular component: nucleus. NCBI's taxonomy places the organism in Eukaryota, Fungi, Ascomycota, Dothideomycetes, Pleosporales, Pleosporaceae. The record is from RefSeq and is a predicted model, not a curated record. Gene Ontology annotation, molecular function: protein binding.
UGGGUCGCCCUGACGGAAAUCUUUGCCGACGUGCUGCAAGAUGCAGGCCUAGGCACAACGUGCCUAAUUAUUGACGCGCUCGACGAAUGCGCGACAGACUUACCAAAAUUGCUCAGUUUUAUCGCGAAGCAGUCGUCUGCGUCCUCUCGUGUCAAGUGGAUCGUAUCUAGUCGCAACUGGCCAGAUAUUAAGGAAGAACUGGAGCGUGCUGAGCACAAAAUGAGGCUCAGCCUUGAGUUGAACGCCGAGUCGGUGGCUGCAGCAGUAGAUGUGUUUAUCCGGCAGAAGGUGUGUCGCCUAGCCCAAGAGAAGCGCUACACGCCAGAGGUGCAAGACGCGGUGCUCCAGCACUUAAUGUCGAACGCGAACGACACUUUCCUCUGGGUUGCGUUGGUGUGCCAAGACCUCAAAGCGACGCCAAAGUGGGACGUGCAAGAGAAGCUAGCCCAGUUUCCGCCUGGUUUAGACUCACUUUAUAGGCAGAUGCUAGACCAGAUACGCAAGUCUAGUAGCGCUCGAAGAUGUCUGCGGGUGCUAGCAGUGGCUGCUGUCCUAUAUCGACCGGUCACAGUUAGCGAGCUAGUUAUAUUAACUAAGCAACUUGCAGACCUUGUUAAUGAUCUAGAGUCCGUGCGGGAGAUCGUUGGUCUCUGCGGAUCAUUCCUAACGCUGCGAGACGAUACGGUGUACUUUGUGCAUCAAUCAGCUAAGGACUUCCUUGUUACAAAAGCGUUAAACGACGUCUUUCUAGACGGUAUAGAAUGUGUGCAUCAAGAUAUCUUCGCGAAAUCACUUGCAAUUCUGCACGAGACACUACGCAGAGAUGUAUACAACCUUCAAGCGCCUGGAUAUGCUAUAGAAGACGUUAAGCCACUUCUUCCCGAUCCUCUAGCCGUGUCGCACUACCCAUGUGUGUACUGGGUUGACCACUUCUGCGACUCGAAACCUAGUGCUACUAAUCAAGAAAUCACUACAGCUAUAGACGUGUUUCUUAAGCAAAAAUAUCUCUACUGGCUAGAAGCGCUUAGUUUGUGCAGAAGCAUGGCCAAAGGGGUAGUCUCGAUGACAAGGUUAUGGGAUCUAGUCCAGGGACUUAGAGACACGGACGUAUUGAACAAGAUCGUGUACGAUGCACGACGGUUUAUUAUGUAUCAUAAGGAGGCGAUCGAGAACUAUCCUUUACAGGCAUACGCAUCUGCUCUGCUGUUCAGUCCAGCUGAUAGCAUA